UUAGCUAGAGGUUCUCUCGAACCCCUGCGAACUCCCAGCAGCCCACCCCUGCUGCCAGGUUUUCUGUGCCUUUUUCUCCUUCUACCUUGCACAAAUAUACCAAUAAUUGCAGACUUGACAGCUGCAUUGAAGGAAUGAAACAGUCCUGUGAAUUAAACCCAGGUUCGAAGAUGUCCAUGUUGCAUUCAUGGCAACAAAAUGAAACUGUUGCACUGCUAUCCUCUGUGACUUAUUUUCCCCAUUUUACACCAGUGAAAUUCAAUACAGCCCUUGGUGUUCUCUUCAAAUACUCUUCAAGUACCGGAAAAAUACUGUACCACUUUGGUAUAGUUCCCACAAAGGUGCAACUAAACAAGGGUUUAAUGCUCCUUGGGCCUGCUAGAUGAUGACUCCUAGGAUGGAUGGAGAUCUUCUGUCCGAUUUGUCCUUCUGUUGGAAGAUAAAGCUUUGUGUCCUAGACCAAAGACUGGUUCCAUGGAGAGGUUUUUCUGAGGACCACAGGGGCCAUGGUUUCACGGGGGUUGGGAAUUCAUGUCCUUGAGUAGACAACUAGUGGUUCUCUUUGAUGGAGCCAGUUAUCCUAAAGCAGGGGUGUCCAACCGUGGCAAUUUUAAGGCUUGUGGAGUCUCAGAAUUCUCCAGCCACGCUGGCAAAUUAAAAUCCGUAAGUCUUAAAGUUGCCAAGGUUGGAUACACCUGUUCUAAAUUGGGGAGGAGGCUGACUUUCAAGCCAGGGUUAGGGUUAGGGUUAGGGUGCAUAAGAGCACCAGCGUGCCUACCGUUCCUGUCCAAAUGUUCUCCUUGAUUGUAUCCAUUUUGUAUGGUUAUUUCAUGCUUAUACGUAUAUAUACCGUUGUGUUUGACAAAAUAAAUAAAAUAAAAAAUAAAAUAAAAUAAAGGUCAGACAGCUGGAAUGAAGGCAGUGAGAUGUCAAUAUGACUUUUUGUAUGCUGUUUAUACAACAGGCUUCACACUAAUCCGUGUUCCACUUUGCACAAUGCUUGGCGUUAACCAGGUAGGUUAGGUUCUUAGGCAGAAAAAAAAUGAGCUAAGGUUAAAACCAACCAAGCCUAGCAUUAUGUAAGUAAGAGUUCAGUGUAAGUAUGUUAUGUGGCUAUAGGAAAACUGUACUUUGACAACUGCUUUAAGAAAAGUGUGAGUGAAAUAAUCCCACCCAGGAAAUAUUGUUUGGUAGUAACCCUUUUUUCCUUUAGUCAAUAAGUUCACACUUCGUCUACACUAUGUUGAUAUGGCCAUGGUUUCUUUUAUAACCACAAUUGCGGUGUUCAAACAUUGUGAUAUACUUUAGAAACUACCAUGGAUGAGUUCAUGCAUGCUUAAUCAGAAGACCCCAUCUAACCGCAUUAUUGUUUAAUUUGUUCUUGGGUUCAUCUGAAUGUUUCAUGAACUCUGUCAACUGGGGUUUAUCCAAUAAGCCAAACUUAAGCAUUAUGAAUGCUUACAUUUAGCUUACUGGAAAGCUCAGCAUUAUGAAUGAACCCUGUCAGACACUUAGUCCCCAAAGACUAUCUACUGUUGACCUCACCCCAUUCCUAAGAGGUCUGUAAGGGGCGUGCAUAAGAGCACCAGCAUGCCUACCGUUCCUGUCCUAAUGUUUCCUUUGAUUGUAUCCAAUUCGUAUGGUUAUUUCAUGCUUAUACUUAUAUAUACUGUUGUGUUUGACAAAUAAAUAAAUAAAUAAAAAUAAAAUUUCUUCCUCAUAGUCCUGAUGGUCCAUUUAAUUCAACCUGAUCUUGACAUCUUAUCCAGAUUCCACCAGUUGACAUGCUUUAUACUCCGAAUUAGAUCAACUCUUGAUAUUAACAAAUCCUUAUAAAUGUGAUUCGACAGGAUUUAGCCAAUGUGACGAACCAUUAAUUAAUUAAUUCACAAGAUAAACAAGCCAAAGAGCUGCUUUUGCAGGAAGAGAACUAGGAGUAAGCUUCAAUCAGAAAUAAAAAUAGACUGAUGUGGUUUUCAAAUAUAAAAUUUACAAGUGGAAAUAAAAGAGGGUUUUUUUUCCCUUACGGAUGAUUCCCUGGUCUUGGCCAUGGAAUUUAGCAAAUAAUAUUCUUUAUUGGAGUCAGCCAAGGCUUUUUCUGGCAUGAUGAACGAGAGGUUAUUCUCACAAAGUACAAAUGGAAGAUUAAUGAUUGAUGGCUCGAGAGCGCACAGCUCGGAUUUGGGCAGGGUAAAGGAUUCCCUCCUGUAUAAAGGCAGCCAUUGCCAGGAGAUGCCCCACUGGCCUUUCCCAAUAGGAAGCACACAGUGGCGUUGCCGACAUGGCGUUUAAUGGUACCUGGCAAGUCUACACCCAAGAGAAGUAUGAAGACUUCCUGAAAGCAAUUGCCCUAUCAGAUGAUAUCAUUAAAAUCGCCAAAGACAUCAUGCCCAUAACUGAAAUCCAUCAGACUGGGAAUACUUUUGUGAUCACCUCGAAAACCCCCAACAAAUCUGUUACGAACACAUUCACGUUGGGAAAAGAAGCAGAAAUGACCGCCAUGGAUGGGAAAAAAGUCAAGUGCACAGUAACUCUCACAGAUGGAAAAUUAAUAGCCAAGUCAGACAAAUUCACCCACGAGCAACAAAUUGUAGGCAAUGAAAUGGUGGAAACUAUCUCCUGCGGCUCAGCCACAUUCACCCGAAGGAGCAAGAAGAUUUAAACCAAAAGGAAGAGGACUUUAUUAUUAUUUUUUGUAGGUGCUUUUGUACAUGAGACAUUAAAAAAGAAAAAAAACCACUGUCCAUAUCAGUUCAUGUUUCCUUUUAUUCAAAAAUAACAGAUGUUAGAAUGACCAAGCAUAUCCUUUUAUUCAUUUUCACCCAUUUUCUUCUACUUAUGACUGUAACUUUGUUGCCUGUAUCCUUACGAUUUAUACUGAUAUUGUUUCCUGAUUGCUUAUUUGUACCCUAUGACUAUCAUUAAGUGUUGUAAAUGUUGUACCUUGAUGAACGUACCUUUUCUUUUAUGUACCCUGAGAGCAUAUGCACCAAGACAAAUUCCUUGUGUGUCCAAUCACACUUGGCCAAUAAAGAAUUCUAUUCUAUUCUAUCCUAUUCUAUUCUAUACUGAAGAAAAAGUAGAAA
This is a messenger RNA of Ahaetulla prasina, 3086 nucleotides long. RefSeq names its product fatty acid-binding protein, liver. Gene Ontology annotation, biological process: fatty acid transport. The transcript is spliced from 4 exons. Gene Ontology annotation, cellular component: nucleus; cytosol. The record is from RefSeq and is a predicted model, not a curated record. Gene Ontology annotation, molecular function: fatty acid binding. The coding region runs from base 2282 to 2662 and encodes 126 amino acids. Lineage: Eukaryota; Metazoa; Chordata; Lepidosauria; Squamata; Colubridae.